GGCGGGCGGCCGACCCAGGUGAAAGCGGCCGCCGUCUGCCUAGCUGUGCGGCCCCACCACGCAGCCAGCCAGCCGCGCGCGCGGUCCGCCACAGUCUGCGCGCCCGAGCACGGACAGAUGAGAGCGACAGCGCUAGUGGUGGUGGCAGCCGUGGCGGCGGCGGCGGUGGCGGUGGCGAGCGGCUACGACCCGGAGGACGAGUCCCUGGCGACGGUGCUGCCGCCGCGCGGCCAGUUCGAGGCGUUCUACGGCGGGCGCGCCUUCGGCGUGGAGGACGCGGCGUCGCGGCCGGCGCACGGCCACGCCUCCUACUACGCGGAGCGCAGCCCGGCGCUCAUCAACGCGCCCAACGCCGCCGCCUACGGCUUCCGCUUCGACGGCGGCCGGCGCUUCAACUACGACCGCCGCCGUCGCCGCUAGUCGCACUCACCAGUCCGGGCCAGGGGCUCGUCGUACUCCGCCUCGUCUCAGGUUCUCCUCUAAAGACCUCAACUCGCGAGACAGGUCUCUGCCGGUGACUGCGACAGAAACUACAGUGGUGUACAGCAGAAAAGGCGAGUGUGUUUGCAUUUCCCAGAGUAUGGCACAGAAACUUGGCAGCGCCAUCGCUUUGCUGUUUGCCUUGCCUCACUCAGCGUGCUCCAGCAGUCCUCUUUCCUGGCAGUUGGUAGAUCUGGUCCAGGCUCAUUGUGGGCGGUGCAGCUUCAGCUUCUGACGCCUUUCUCAUGCAACUGAUGUACACGGGACGCCAUUGCUGCAGUGGUAAAGACUUGGCAGAUGAGUUAUACUUUUCAGAGGCAACCAAUAGGACAAAUUUAAGGCGAGAUGUGGCUAUGCCCUGAUAAGGUAGACAAUUUUGUAGAUUUAGGCUGUAACUCAUUAUUUCAAUGACGUCAUGGUACUCAUAUUUCCAAAAUACUUGUCACACACUCUGUGCUGACUCUUACAGGAUGACAAUGUAAGAAUCACCUGAAAAUGACAGUUAUCAUCUGUCUCUGAUUAAUAUAAAGCAAAAGAUACAUGUAUCGCGAUUUACAGGGUGAACGAAAAAGAUGCUGACAUUAAAUGGGUGAAAUUACGAGGCAGGGAUUUGAUUACACCCAUCUCGCUCAGUGCACUUGUAGAGCCUGUCCAUUCUACUGGACCAUCUGCGCAGGGAUAGAAGGACCUCACUGUUUGGACGCUUCAGAUCGUCUGUGUUGCUUGAUUUGAUGGCGGAGACACGAUCCUUGACCAUGCCGCACAGUCAAAAAACGCAUGGCGUCAGGUCGGGUGAACGUGCUGGCGAGUGGAAAGGAUGACCUCUAGCAAUCCAACGUUUACCGAACGUGUCGUUCAGGUAAUCCCGACCCAUGUGACUGUAAUGGGCAGAGGUGCCGUCUUGGUGAAAGUACCCUCGCUGGAGGAUGGAAAGUGGCGCGUUCUCCUCCAUGAACGUGCUGAACAUGCCAAGUUAAUUCUCUCCCCUGAUUGUCUGUUCUUCAAAAAAGAAGGAUCCAGUCACUCCACAGCAAACGUUCACCCUGGGAGAAUCCCGCACGUGCUUUCGAACUUCCAGGUGGUGCUCGGUCGUCCAGAUGACACAGUUAUGCUUGUUCACACGACCACUGAUAUGGAAUGUUGCUUUGUCAGAAAACGUGAACAGAAUGUCACGCUCCAAGUGCACCAUUUCCAACAUAAUUUGCGCAGCAAUCACACGUAAUUACUUGCCCGCGUUUGUGAGUUGCUGCACAAUCUGCAAGUGGUUUGGCUCCAUUCCUAAAUCAUAGUGCAAAAUUCUAAGCACUGACCUUUGAGAAACGUUAGCCUCUAGAGAAAGUCUACUCGAGGACUUGGUUGGGCUGGCUAUUGUUGGUCCUUGGAUGAGGAUGAUAUUCUCUUCAGUUCGGACAGAUCUCUUGCUACCGCUGUUUCCCUUGCAAUUGUCUUGAGCAGACAAACUUCUUGUAGAUCCUACCAACUGUCAGGCGCGAUGGCGCAUUCCGUCCAAUCCAGGCCUUGAAAGUUUCUUGCAUGAUGCUUGAGGACUGAAAACCUCCAGCCACGAAAUUAUCUCCCUUCGUUCCUCAAUGGAAUAUUGGGACGCCACGGUUUAAUCAAGGGAAAAACAAAAAAAGAGAACACCCAUUUAAUGUUUACAUCUUUUUGCCCCACUGUAUUUUCAAGUAGAACUGAACUAAAUUUACUACCUAUUAGUAGACUAAAACCCUUUGCCAGAUUGAUAUUGAGGCUGGGUGAUCAUCUUAGAGGGAACUGAAGUCAUGUAUUGUUUGUGUGAAUUCAUGAACUGCUCCUUGUUUACUUUUGGGACCAACAAUAAAAGAAUUUUCAUAAUGUUCGAGUUUUGAUUAAUUAAUUUUACAGAUUGGUUUCCGAGUUCAAACAGCUCAUGGAAAUAUCUUAGAAUAAAAUGAAAGAGUUCUUAGAGUAAAACUCUUAAUUUAGUAUUCGAAAAUUGUGUCCUUUCCCGUUUUGUGGAAACCAGUGUCUCCAUUUUUUGUGUAGCCACUGUAAUUUCGCAACUUAACAUUUCAACUGCCAUUUUCUGUUUCUAUCGGCUCAUUUGUCAUUGUAAAUUGCUUAAACUUUCCUGAUGUUUGAUUUUCACUCGUUUAUGUCUAUCUGUAUGUCUGUUUCUCUCUCUCUCUCUCUCUCUCUCUCUCUCUCUGUGUGUGUGUGUGUGUGUGUCUGAUUGUGUGUCGCAGUGAAAUCUGAGACCCCCAUUUCUAUAACAUAGAUAAAAUCCUAAAUAUGCCAGUGUUAUUAUUUCUGGAUGCCUUGGUUCUCUGAGUGUUUUUCGCAACAGGCAAAGGUCUUGGUUUGAGUUCUGCAGUUCAGUACAAAACUUAUAUUUUUCUGUGGAAAUAAAUGUGCUGAUAAAGUUUGAA
This is a messenger RNA of Schistocerca piceifrons (Central American locust), 2888 nucleotides long. RefSeq lists its product as uncharacterized. Lineage: Eukaryota; Metazoa; Arthropoda; Insecta; Orthoptera; Acrididae. The transcript is spliced from 2 exons. The record is from RefSeq and is a predicted model, not a curated record. The coding region runs from base 118 to 420 and encodes 100 amino acids.